Messenger RNA from Aegilops tauschii subsp. strangulata, 693 nucleotides. RefSeq lists its product as uncharacterized. NCBI's taxonomy places the organism in Eukaryota, Viridiplantae, Streptophyta, Magnoliopsida, Poales, Poaceae. The record is from RefSeq and is a predicted model, not a curated record. Gene Ontology annotation, biological process: DNA repair; telomere maintenance. Gene Ontology annotation, molecular function: DNA helicase activity.
AUGGCCUCAUUGAUACUAUGGGACGAGGCCACCAUGACUAAGCGACAGGCGGUCGAGGCACUUGACAACAGCAUGCGCGACAUCAUGGGAAGACGGGACCGACCCUUUGGAGGAAAAACUGGUGUGUUUGGCGAGGACUUCAGGCAGGUGCUUCCGGUCGCCAGGAGGGGGUCCCGGGGUCAGAUAAUCGAUGCAACCCUUCGAAGUUCACACCUCUGGAAGGGUAUGCGCCAGCUAAGGCUCGUCACCAACAUGAGGGCUCAUAAUGACACCUGGUUUGCGGAUUACUUGCUAAGGGUAGGCAAUGGCACCAAGGAAGUUGACGAUCAAGGAAACAUACGACUCCCUGAAGAUAUUUGUGUGCCGUCUACAGGCGAGGGUGACGACCUAGAGAAGCUGAUUGACCAUGUGUUUCCGAGACUAGAUGACAACAUGUCCGAUCCGAAUUACAAGACUUCACGCGCAAUCCUCUCCACCACGAACGACAACAUCGACAAGAUAAACAUACGCAUGGUAGAGCGUUUUCGGGGAGAAGAAGUAAUCUACCAUAGCUUUGACAGUGCAGAAGACGACCCGUAUGGCUACUACGCGCCCGAGUUCCUAAAUGGAUUGACUCCCAACGGUCUGCCUCUGCAUGCACUCAAACUGAAGCUCAACUGCCCCGUCAUACUUCCAAGGCCAAAAGAACAGUAA